Nannizzia gypsea CBS 118893 is the source of this 4014-nucleotide messenger RNA. RefSeq lists its product as hypothetical. The record is from RefSeq and is a predicted model, not a curated record. Bases 1 to 4014 code for a protein of 1337 amino acids. Lineage: Eukaryota; Fungi; Ascomycota; Eurotiomycetes; Onygenales; Arthrodermataceae. The transcript has a single exon.
AUGUCCAACAACCCUUUUACACCCUCCUACGGCCAAAGGCGAGAAGGCCCCAAGCCAGCAGAGCUACAACUCCCCCAGAUACCGACCUUCCCGCUUUCAUCCCCGAUACAUGAGGAGUUGCUCACCCCGUUCGACGACCUCGACUCGUCUCCGGAUCCGUCAAACCCCUUCACGUCGCCAGAGGACGUGAAGACAGAAACAUUCAGCUCUAAUAACCCGUUUCUGAACCCAAAAGGGGGACUGGGCGGUAUAUCGAAGCUCAAGGGCCGUUGGGGAUCAGUCAAGCAGCCAACCCGCGUUAACGUGACAAAUAAGGCCACCAAACCUGGCUUGAACUUGGUGACGAACUUUUCUUCGCCUGGUGCGCAGAACAGAACGUAUCAAUGGGCAACACAACAACAGCAGCAACAGCAGGGGGAUGAGGAUGGCUUAGAACAUCUUAGUGAGGUUGCCGAGACGGAUGGCCAGUCUAUAUCGAUGCCUAGGUCUCUGGCUAAGACAGAUUCGAAGAAUCUACGGAUAGACACUUCACAGCUCAGGCCAAGAUCAAGACCAGUACGUGUGGAAAAGCGUCAAUCUGCUCGAAAGGGCCCCACACGAUUAUUCCAAAAACCUCCCUCGCCGGAAAUAGCGGUCUCGCCCUCAGAUCGACCUAUUGUUAUAGGCGUAUCCGUACCAUUGGGAUCACCCGCUGCUUUGGCCUUUAGCUCAGAUGCAAGGUCUACACCAGGCAGAACAACUAGCAUACAUAGUCUACGCAGCCACGGAAACACACCAGUUACUCCAACUAUAGUUGUUACACCUGCCUGUGACGAACGAGGGUGGGCAUCACGCAGGAUAGAGGAAGCUGUGCGACCAAGACCCCGGCCUGCAUCCAGUAUCUACUCAACGGUCACUCCCCUGGUAAGGGGUGCCCCCAAGAUCGAAGAUAUCCCUCCUGUUCCUGCCCUUCCACCACCAGGGGCCUAUGCUGGACAUGGAAUAGAGGAUCCCUUUGGAACAAUGGAAGCGAUUUCAGAACGACGAAGACGCGUACUUUCAUCUGGGACUUUGUUCGAGGAGGAAGACUCCCCGUCAAGACAAAUAUCUCGACCACGGUCAUUUUCCAAUAAAGAAACUAGCCAGAAAGAAGGUGGGCUUGUUGCAUCUUCCAGUCGGUUCAGCCUGGAGACUAUUUCUCCCCGUCGAAGAUCCGAGGGCUGGUGGAACUAUCUUCUCUCUCCACUCCUGUCUCGAUCCAGCACCAUGACUACAAUCAACACUCUUCACCGUAACGGAUCCCAUGGCGAGGAUGAAUCACCUCCUCCCCUUCCAGAACUACCACGUAACGCACGCUUACAACUUGCUAUACCAAAGAGGCAUGAUGAGCCAACUCUCGUGAACAAGGAAUGGCGAGAAAAACAAGUCUCUGUCUUUUCACCUAUCACUCCAGACACAGCCAUCGAAAAGGGGUCUCCCUCCGUCAAGUCCCCUGCCUCAGGCUGGCGUGAACGACUGGUCUCUGUCUUUUCACCAAUCUCCCCCGACAGUGCAGGUACUUCGAAGGAGAAACGUAUAUUAAGCAACGUUACUGAAUGGCCCGGUAUGGACCACUGGUACUUCCAGCAGGAGAAAGCGCAGAUGAAGGCCGAUACUGGCAAUCUUACCAUCAACACCAACACGAAAAACAUGGGGAAUACCAGUACUUCACCCAAACCCCACGAUAAUGAACAACAUAGGACUUCGCUUUGCUCCGCCGUCACGUCGCAGUCAAUUCCAUUCAUGAUGUCGGAUCCUUCCAGUCACCAUGCAAGCGUCAGCACGGGCGCUAACUAUACAUCACGGAAUGUCUCGAACAACCAGUCCUUUGCCAGCUACGUCCAGGGGUUUACAAAUACAGACUCCAAUGCAAAUAUUUGUAGAACGGAUUCCCGCAAGGACCAAAACACAAGUAACCCAUUUUUCCAACAAUUUGUGGACAGUAUUCGAGGCGAAGACAGCAGAAGACGCUCUGACUCUGCGUCUACCAUGAUCGAAGAAGAUGAACCUGAUAUUUCCCCGAAUGUCCGCCAUGCAACCGCAACCCCGAUCUUUCACCACAUAAUGCCUACCAUGGUUGGAACUCGUCGUCCACCCACUUCAACAGGACCUCCAGCAACGGCACGAACUAGUGUGUCAAGCUCUGUAUCCGGUUCUUCAGACUCCCCUGAAGAAACACCUGAAAGGCCAAAGAACAAACUUGUGGGCCUUGGAACUAUCAAACGUAAGACUGUUCCAAAAUACCAUGCCAUUCUACCACCGGACAGGCAAUCGCCACUAGAAUCACCAGGCCCUCUCUCACCAGAGGCUCAAGCAACGCUGAACUCCGGCGGUAUCCAAAUGAGCGAUGUUCCCCUGCCCCGUCGACCAGACAGGACAUACCUCUUACCUGCAAUCAACGAUUUUCCUCGCCAUCCCAAGGUAUCCCCAGUCAUAAUGCAAACGCCAAUCAUCCGGCAAACACCCAAAAUUGGUAUCACCAAGAAUAUCAAGUCCAAGACAGAGAUACGACAGAAGAACGUAUCUCGUAAGGAAGUAGUUGGUGAGGAUGGAAGUUUCUGGCGUGGCCAAAAGUGUCGAUGCAGGAAGGGAUGUUCGGGAAAUAAAGACUGUGAGGGUAGGAAGAAAAGACGGAAACGGUGGUGCAUCAUUAUCAUUCUGAUAUUGCUGUUUCUCAUCGGGUUGGGCGUUUUGUUGGGUGUAUUGCUGACGAGGAAACCUCCGGGCCAGAGCCAGCCUCCACCUGGCUCAGCACCACAACCAACACCUGGACAAGAACCAGGGCAACCAAUGGAAGAUAAUCGGUGGUUGAAUCUUACCGGCUACCCUCCUAUUCCAACCGGCGUGUCUACCGUUGCAGGGCCGAAUUCUGCCAACGUCAAUUCAGGCUGUAUUGCACCGACCAGUAUGUGGAGUUGCGCCUUGCCAAAGGAGAUGCAGGAUGCAAACAGUCCAUUUGAGGCAGAUCAGCCUCGGUUCAAGAUUGACAUCAAGUUCAAGAACGGGACGUAUGGGCAUAGUACCACCGUUGCAGAUAAGGGGAAGAGAGACGUAUCUGCGUUUUCCGGCCUGUUUGCGCUUGGAAACUGGGCAAGAAGGCAAUACCCCCUUGAACGCAGAGAUGAAUUCACUCCGUCUCCAGCACCACCUAGCCUUGAAGAGCAAUCAUUCCUUGGAAAUACCACCGACAAAACCGCCGCCCCCUUCGAGGGAGAGGAAACUCCUUUCUUUGUAAUGCUUUUGGACACUGCUCCACCAAAGGGUGUCCCCGGCGCAGGAAACAGUGCUCGCUUCCGCCGUCGCGGGCCAGAGGGUUUUCCUGACCUGUCCAAAAUCAUCCCUCCACCUGCUCUGGAUACAGAUGGCACAGCUGCACCGGCCUCCCUGUACCCGUUCUCCACUUCCCAGCCACUCCGUCUAUACGAUCGAGGCCUACCAACCGAACACUACGGAUUCUACACAUACUACGACCGGUCCAUUUUCCUCGAAUCAUCACGCCCCAUAGGUGAUGGCAAGGAAACAGGGAACAUCCCCAGCGACCUUAACGGCGGCUCAACCAAAUCCGCUGCAAAAGUACGCUGCACGUGGUCACAAACAAGAUUCCUCAUCCAGAUAUGGACUCAGCCAUCCAAAGCGGGUCUGGAACUCUUUUCACAAUCCGCUAAUCCAGGCCCGGAACCACCGUCGUACGCAGAGGAUUUCAGACGACCAGGUUCCUUACCAUACCCGAUCACAAUUACUGUGGACAGACAUGGCGGCGACCCGAAGAAGAAACUUGUGUACUGCUAUGGUCUAGAUGUGGCUGGGAAGCCAAUCCCUACGAAGAAGAAACUCCAGCUUGAACACCGUGAUGUUGGCGGUGUGCUUGUUAACCCUGCACCGGGAAUAUUCAACAUCUCAUCUACACCGCAGACCGAAAAACGAGCGGACUUACCUGGAAUAGACGGUGGCUCGGGUGGGUGUCGCUGUGAAUGGAGAAACUGGCUGAAAGCCUAG